Messenger RNA from Lacerta agilis (Sand lizard), 692 nucleotides. Its product is annotated as zinc finger protein 662-like. NCBI's taxonomy places the organism in Eukaryota, Metazoa, Chordata, Lepidosauria, Squamata, Lacertidae. The record is from RefSeq and is a predicted model, not a curated record.
AACCACAUGGGAUAUCUCCAGGUGGUGUGACAGAAGAGGACCUCUGUGAGGACCACGCCAAAGCCUCUGGGGAUCCUCGUAGGCCACAGAGGCAGUCCUGGAGCAAACCCGUUUCUUGCGGAAUAGGCAAGAAGGUAUUUGCCGGAUCCUUGCCAGAGCAUAAGCCCAAGAGCUGUGCCGUGAUCGGCAAGGCACUGAAAAACUCAGGCCUCUUCAAGCAGGAGGAGAAUGGCGACGGGGCCAUGAUGUACCAGUGUACCGAGUGCGGCGAGAGGUUCACUCACAAGAAGCACAUGAUCGGCCACCGCAGAGUCCACAAAGGGAACACGCUGUACGACUGCUCCGCGUGCGAGAAGAGCUUCGUCUGGAUGUCGGACCUCGCCCGACACCAGAGGAUCCACACCGGGGAAAAGCCGUACGCCUGCUCCCUCUGUGGGAAGAAGUACGGCUCGCGCUCGGGCCUCAUUCAGCACGGCCACGGCCACGCGGGCGAGAAGCCCCACCGGUGCCAUGACUGCGGGAAGGGGUUUGUUUGCAAGUCGCACCUCACCCGGCACCAGCGGGUCCACCUCGGCAGGAAACUGUACGCUUGCUCAGAGUGUGGUGAAAGCUUCUGCCAGAUCUCGCUCCUCAUGCUGCACAAAAGAAACCACGCCGAAGAGAGCCCGGCGGAGGUCCGGCUCUCAUGCUAA